Molecule: messenger RNA, 2604 nt
Organism: Lottia gigantea (owl limpet)
Lineage: Eukaryota; Metazoa; Mollusca; Gastropoda; Lottiidae
Exons: 12
Coding region: 113-1468 (451 amino acids)
Biological process (GO): protein K48-linked deubiquitination
Molecular function (GO): K48-linked deubiquitinase activity; cysteine-type deubiquitinase activity; calcium ion binding
Source: RefSeq, a predicted model, not a curated record
AUUUAAACAACAUGGCGGCGUUAUUAAUGAAGUUGUGAAGAAAUUCUUCGAAAUUUUUUUAAAUUAAGUCCUUAAUUACCGUAAUAUCAUUUUGAAAUAGCUGUCUGUAAGCAUGGCGGCCUUUUCAGAAUCAGAACCAAUUGAUAGUGAUACAUUACAAAGACUGACUAAGAUGCUAUGGGGCAACAAUGUAAAAGAAGACGUUUUUGACCGGUGGUCACAAGGUUUUAUAUUUAGUGAAGAUGAACCCACUGCUCUUGCUCAACUUGAAGGUGGACCAUGUGCAAUAAUAGUUCCAGUACAAGCUUAUAUUCUUAAAAACAUAUUUUUCUCAGAUCAUCCUAAAGUAGAACUAUCAAACUUAUCAAAAGAAGAAUGUUGUAACUAUCUAUACAAAGCUUUAGUAGAAAUUUUAUUGUCUGUAAAUAGUUCAACCUACUAUAUAGUAACAUUAUCAGAACCACAUAGUAACCAAGAUGGAGGAAGUAAUACAACUUGUCAGGGAAAUAGUGAAAAUAGGGAAACUGGUGAACGUGAUUUUAAAAGACGAAAAAUAGACAGGGAAACAUUCCACACUAGAUUAAGGUUUUUAAGAUGUGAAUCAGAAAAUGAAAUGAAAAGAGCAGUAACAUCAUUAUUACCUGUAUUUCAACAGAAAUAUGGUUUAUUAUUAUAUAUGUAUUCUAUUUUAUUAUCACGGGGAAUAGACCAGAUCAGAAAUGAAGUAGGAGAUAAUGAUGAACCUUUAAUAGAUGGUGUUCAUGGACAUGGCAGUCAGAGUUUGAUUAAUCUAUUGAUAACAGGAAGAGCUCUUUCUAAUGUUUUUGAUAAUGAAAAAGAUGUCUGUGGUUUGAUAUUACGUGGUAUACAGCAACAAUCAGUAGUGGGUUUUCUAACAUUAUUAGAACAUAUGAGAUAUUGUGAGGUUGGUUGGUAUUUAAAAAAUCCAUGUGUUCCCAUUUGGGUGUUAGGAAGUGAAACACAUUUAACUGUUUUGUUUGCUAAGGACAGAGGUUUAGUAGAAAAUAAUAGUCCUAUUAAAAAUGCUCAACAAAUAUUUGCUACUUUUGAUCCAGAAGGUAAUGGUUUUAUACAGACAAGUCAAUUAGGAGAUGUUAUGGAAGCGUUAAAUUUAUUCUGUGAUAAAGAAUAUGUUGAUAUAAUGAAAGGUAAAUUAGAUGGUGAAUCAUUAGGUAUAAUAACCUCUAGUAGUUUUCUUGGUGAAUUCUAUGCCGAGGAAUUAAACAAUGCCUCUACACCACAGAAGUUUGAAAUUCAGCAUUAUAAUGGUCUAGCUAGGUCUUGUCACAAUAAGAAGAUAAAAUAUGUGAAAGGUACAGCAGAAUUACCCAAUGAAAUAGAACUACAAAUAGUAACUGACACGUCACCUAUUAAACUUUGUUUACAAACAAAAUGGCCAUCAAUAGAACUACGGUGGCAAGGAGAUUUUAUACCUUCGUUAAAUUAACAAAGUAUUAUGGGAUGUAGAUAUAAAAGAUUUUUAUUUAUGAUGCUCUUAAAGAGAUUUUAAUUUAUAAAACAUUGAAAGGAAGUUCUCAUAAAUCAAAAGGCUAUGUGUAGCUAUGCUUCAAGGAUAAGUAUUUCAGUUGUUUUUAAUGAAUCUCUCUCUGUAACAGUGUGCGAAUCUUGUUAUCCUGCUGGAUCUUUAAAAAACUAUUUGACACAAUUUGAUGAACAGGUGUGUGGAAAUAUUCUCAUUCUAGUGCUUAUUCGUUCAAAAUGUGGUCUGGUGGACUUAAUAGCUUCCAGAUGUUUUACCAUGUUGAACUGAGGUGUAAAUUGUCUUAAUGGAGGUUAAAAGAAGAACAUAGUGAUGUACUGUCUAUAUCAAUUCUGGUAUAAUAUACAUAGUCUUAGACUCUAGAACAGUGAAAAACAGAAGAUUCAUUUUAUUUUGUGUGUAAAAAUCAACUCUUAGUAACAGUUAUUGUUUUCAGACCACAUUAUAAUGGACCAAUGAGAUAUGAAUACAAAAACUCUUGUGUUGACUAUGGACUCAAUUUGAGCAGUCAUGUUGAGGGUAGAUUUAUAUCAAAUGCACUGUUCUCAUAAUAGACUUGUGUAAUGAAUGAUAUGUUCUUGCUUAAACACCAAGCUUCCUGUGUGUUCAGGCUAUAUUUGUGAUUAAUACUCAUUUUGUACAUAGCUAUUGGUUUAUAGUUGAUAUUAUUUUAACCUUGAUGUAAUCAUAAUGAUUUUAAGAAUUAAGCUCAUCAAUAAGAAUUGUCGAACUGUAUUUUUUAGAAUGAUAAUCCCUUGAGUUUGUAUAUGUCUCUAUUACCGAGGUUCCUAACCUUCCAAGUAACAACCCCAUUCAAGAAACUGACAUCAGAUCGCAACCCUUCAAAGUAAAAGCUUCCAAUGCACAUGAUCAUAAUGUAAUUUGGCUAACACAUGAGCAUCAACAUCCUAUUCUCUUCAAAAAUAUCGAAAAAAUUCAAAAAACCUGAUAGGUACAAAAAAAGUAAAACAUUUUAGGACUUUUGAUUAUAUAUUUGAUUCAUAUUAUGGUAUUCAAUUUAUUUCUUACUCCAAUAAUUUCAAAUAUUAUAAUGUAAAAAUAAAAAUCUGUUUCUUUCUUUU